AAGCGGCGGACGGACGGUUUGAGUGGCCGCGGCUGCCAGUUCCGAACCAACGAAGGAGCCGGGGACUCGCUUCCUUCUGGCUUCUUCUGAGGAAUGGUGUUGGGGAGAUUCCUCAAGACGUGCAAGCUGGGUGAAAUCAGGGCAAAAUGCACAGAGUCAGCAUGAAGUACGCGAUGGCAGGUAGUUCAACUGAGGUUUCACUGGAGGCGGGCUCGUUCCUCGACGAGAAUGUGGUAGUGCCAUGCAGAGCACGGCGACGCAGCAUGGACGGCAGCGACGGAUGGUGCCGCGGCCUUCAGGGUCCAUGCCGGCUGGUGCGGUUGUGUCUGCUGGGAGUUUUGGUGCCUGCGUGUCUUGUUGCUGUUCCACUCUACGUGCGCUACCACGUGCUGCACGAGCAACAGUACCCAGUCGCCUUCUCUGACGUCCGACUCAUAGAUGGACACGUUUCCACCACUUGGUGCCAGGGGCAAAAGAUGAGGGGAAACGCAUCGUUCAACGCCUAUCUGAUGCCAGAAACGCCAAAGUACAAUAACCGCCCUGCCAGGGUCAGCAUGACCCGACACAUGUACCUAGAAGAUGACAUGAAAGAAUACUGGGGAUUCUACUUGCUGCCUGGCUCCGAGGUGAAGGUUAAAGCUUGCUCGAGGGGGCCUGGUGCAUCUUUAAUCGUGAUAAAAGGCCACAAACAUUUGAGAGACUGCGCUUAUAUUGGCGACAACUCGUCAGAGGAACUAGAUGAAAUGACGACGACGGAAGACAAUAUUGUACCUGAAUCACACGAGCCGACGACGGACCGAAUGUCAACUACUUCCACCGCAAGUCGUGUUCCAGAAAAAAUCGAACCCACACAUUCAGACGGAAAGGUAGCAAGAGCUGCUGCGCCAAAUCCACUAGUCAAAGAAGGCCGCAUCAGCACCGACUCGAUCACCUCCGAGGAGGCCUUGGACGAGCUCGUGUCCAAAGUUAGCUCCCUGGGACCCAGCGGCCAAAGAGCCCUAAGGAAGCUGGCCCUGCAACUGCAUUCCAAAGAGCAGAACGACGGUAAGACGCAGGUGGAAGACGAACUAAAGGACCAAAUGUUGGUCGAACUUAUUCAACAGCUUCUCAAGAAUAGCGGCAGCAGACUGACUGUGACCACUGCAAAGGAUGAAGACGGAGACGCGAUCGACAGAGCUAAAAGGAGUGCCGACAACGGCAGCGAUAGAACCAAGAGAAGUGUUGACCACAAAGCUGAGGCUUUGCAGUUGCUCAACGAAGUUAUUCAGGAAGAAAAGGUCAUUCUGAGCCGGAAGCGGCGAAUUGCGGCCCUGCAGGAUAAGCUUCACGCGGAAACGGACUCUUUAGAAGACGGCGCUUUUGAGGAGGGUCUGGAGCCAGACGGCAUCGCAGACACGCGUGGCCACCUGGCGGAAAAUACGACAUUCGACCGCUCCAAUGACGAAGAGUGGUCCUCCUUUUCAAGCAGCGAGGAAACGCUAAUGAAGUGCGAAGGACUGCUGCUGUACCUGCCGCUGACGCCUCGGCGCGAGUGCUCCAACCCGGCAGCGGUGACGACGCUGCCCGUGGCGGACACGUAUAGCUACACCGCCACCACCAGCGGCUACUACUUCUUUGUGUUCAACUCGGAGAACGAGAUUGAAGAAAACCUGAUCAGCGUUGAGUUUUCCCUGGUGAGGACCACGUACAACACGAGCCAAAGGGUGGCCCAGUGCGACAACACAAUGCAAUGCUCCUUCCCGCUCGACUUUUUCUCCUCUGAGAAGGUGGUGCUCGAGGUGCCCGUGGCCCCAGGCAAAGAGGGACCAUCCAACUCGUCGGCUGACUCGCUGGCCAAGCACUGGAACGAGGAGUAUCUGGUCGUGUCCACCUGCGAGCCCAGGACCUCCCUGUACCUAGUCUGCAUGAUACUUGUGCCUAUUCUCAUCCUCACGUUCGCCUUCCAGUGAAAGAGACUUAAAAAUGCAGAGAAUCAAAAUUCCCUGAUGGAAAUGGACUUUCAAUCGAACUGCUGUUUCAAACACUCCAUAAAUGUUACAUUAAGCUCAAUUUGGAAAAUUCCACUCAGCAUCUCUCUCAUUCAACAAGAAUGGAACUUUUAUACCAGGAUAUUUACGGCUGUUUGUACUCAGACUUAUUUUAUUACUCAGAUCAUAUCAGUGGCGGGAUAGAAAGAUAGAUAGAUAGAUGGGAGAAAUGAGAUUGCAAAGCUCAAAACCUGAUCGUCAUCGAAUUCGCAUUUCCCUCCUCGCGCAGGUAGCCUAGGCUGGUGUAGAAUGGCACCAAUUGGUCCUUGCAGUCCAAGCUGAUUUUGUAGCAGCCAAGUUCCUCAGCAAGAAGGCUGAUCGUCGAAAUGAUCCUGCGGGAUUCAAGUUGUUGUUACAUAAUUUAAUAAUAAAAGCAAACAUUUAAAGCAUUA
Messenger RNA from Cloeon dipterum, 2419 nucleotides. RefSeq lists its product as uncharacterized. Lineage: Eukaryota; Metazoa; Arthropoda; Insecta; Ephemeroptera; Baetidae. The coding region runs from base 147 to 1949 and encodes 600 amino acids. The transcript is spliced from 8 exons. The record is from RefSeq and is a predicted model, not a curated record.